CAAACCGCCAACGGUCAAUACGAAGACGACGACGAAGAAACGCACAAAGCACACACACACAAGAAGCACUCAUACAGCAACAAGGCACCGCAGGCGCCAUGAUGCGACGAGGGGGGCGUUCGGUCGCCACAACCCCGACAACGGAAACCCAUGAAGGCGGCGCAGGACGAACAACCGCUACAGCUGCCGCCACCGCAAACACUAGCCCGUACCAGUGGCAGCAACACCAACCGCGUCGCUUCCUCCCUCACCAUCAACAACGCGAACAACGCGAACAACACAGCAAGCAACAGCACGCUCGAGUAGCAGUGGCAUCGCACAGCCCCGGCACCAACGACAACCACAACUACAAAAGGCAGCCAAGAAUACAACGCAAGGACGCAGGCGAACCAACAACAAGCGCCAUCACGCAAAGGCAUCACCGCCCGACGCAGCCACCACUUGAUCGGCAGCGGCUGGGUCACGGCGUGGCAUGUCCGCGGUCACAAGCACACGCAAAGAGUGCAACCACAAGCAAAGACGAGAAGACGCAACGACAGCAGCAGCAGCACCAAAGACCUGCGAAGCUGCACGCGUCUGACUUUCCCAUCAUCAAGCGCAUUGGGCGCGGGUCGUUUGGCGACGUGUACUUGUCGCGCUGUUCCCGCAACAUUGACGACUCGGCCACAUGCGUCGUAAAGAAAGUUGAGUUGACUGGUCUUCGCAAAGAGGAGCUGAACGACGUGCUGUCGGAGGUCGACAUCAUGUCCCGCAUCGAGCACCCGAACAUCAUUCAGUUCCACGCGUCGUUUGUCGAAGAAAACACAAUGCACAUUGUCAUGGAGUUUGCGACGUGUGGGGAUUUGCUCCACCUCACCGACGAGAUACACGCCGCCAAGGCCAAGGGGACCCUUCAGGGUACCGACGUUGAGGCAGUUGCGUGGGACGUGUUGACGCAGCAGGCGUGCGGGCUGCUGUAUCUCCACAACCGCAACAUCAUCCACCGUGAUAUCAAGCCACAGAACAUCCUCGUCACCACGUGUGCCCGCGGCUAUCGCGUGUUCAAGAUUGCCGACUUGGGAUUCGGCAAAGUGCUCGCCUCGGGACGCGCGCUGGCGCGGUCGCACGUGGGGACACCGCUGUACAUGGCGCCCGAGAUGUAUGCUGGCGAAGACUACACCGCAGCCAUCGACAUCUGGGCACUCGGCUGCGUUGUGCAUCAAACGUGCACGAACAAGACCCCCUUCAACGCCCGCACACAUCAGAGGCUCAGAGGAACCAUCGUGAAGGAUGCGGCACCGGAACUUCCGACCGAUUUCAGCGUUGAACUGCAGUUUAUCGUGUCGCUGAUGCUGCACAAGAUACCGACGCGUCGCCCCAGCGCACAGCAGGUGUUGUCGUACCCAGCAACACGCGUGCGCGCACAGCUCGUCGACAUGCAGCGGCGCGUGUGCGAGAUGGAGGAGGUGUGUGCUGAGCGUGAGCGCACGGAGGCGGGGCUGCGGCGCGAAAACCGGCGCCUGUUGCAGCUGGUCGAUGCCUGCAGACACGAGAUUGACGACUUGAAGCAGCAGCAGCAGCAGCAGCAGCAGCAACAGCUGGAGAAACAACAAGGGAGGCAGCAACAGUUGGAGAAGCAGCAGCAGCGGCAACAUGGCAAGCAACACGUGGGCGAUGACGACGUCCAAUACCAUCAGGACAAGCCCUUGGUGCAUCGCAACGAGCAGUGCCAUGGGAAGCACCCAUCAGCACGAACACAACGGCAGCGACAACGUGGCGUGCACUCACUCGUCUUUGCACCGUCAAAGGGAGUGCACGCACAACCAACGCGCGAUGGCAGUGGUGGUGACCAGGUUACGCCCAUGUGGCAAACACGACAGCAACCGCAUGAGCAGCAGCGACAAGCACAACACCGACCACACCAACAACAGCAACAACGAGUGCGGAAGGUGUCUGUGAUUUCGUUUGCGCCAAAGAGCAGAAACGCCUCUCUGUCCGACAACAACGAUGAUGGCAGUGAUGGCAGUGAUGGCAGCCACGACUACAACGACGACGCACGCAGCGAGCGGAGCGGAGACAGUGAUCGCAGAAGUGGUGGCAACGAUGGAUGUGAUUAUGGUGAUGGUGAUGGUGGUGAUGGUGAUGGUGCACAGGCUCUGAUCUUGCACAAUGGGCGGGGUGCACGUGACGGUGAUGGAAGUGCUCACGAUGGCAAUCGCAAUCGUGGUGAUGAUGAUGAGUACACUGGCUAUGACGACAGCCUGCUGCUGCAGUCAUUCCGUGAUGAUGAUGAUGAUGGUGGCGGUGGUGGUGGUGGCGAUGGUCACAGCGGCCGCGGCGCUGAUGAAAGCAGGACUAGCAACAGCCAUGACGAAGAUGCAUCUUGCGUGGCACUGACACAUGCCGGGCUGGCAGCAAGUGCGAAGCUGGGGCAGCUUGAGGCGUUGUUGGACAUGGUGGAGGAAGGGCACGCACACACGACAGCCAAUGCAGACGUGUCUGCCUAUUGCAGUACUGCCACUGGCCAACGCAACGCCGCCGUCAUUAUCCGCGAAGCGUCAUCACAUCAAGGGCAUCAUCAUCAUCAUCAUCAACAACAGCAGCAGCAGCAGCAGCAGCAGCCUUCUCUGCCAGUGGCAACACUUGAGACGAUGUCGAAAACAACAACAACUACCACGACAAUGGCUGCUGAGCCAGGUGUUGCGUAUCGAGUGGUGCGAGAGUCUCAACCAUCGCACCUUUCACGCCACGUAACGCCCAACAACAACAACAACGACAACAACAACAACAACACCAACAACACCAACGUCAACAGCAGCAGCAGUAUCACGCGUGGAGGUGGUAUGCCGUACACUGCAGGUGCGGCCUACGCGUCCAGCAUUGACACACAUGAUCGUGUUGGCGGCGAUAGAAAUCUGCUGCGAGAGAUUAAGGAGAGAUGGAUGCGUGCACGCAGCGACAACGACAGAGAUGAUGGUGAUGGUGGUGAUGGGGAUGGUGAUGAUGAUGACGGGAGCGUUGCCAGAGACGAUUUCAAUGAUGACAACAGUCUGCAUGCUCGCCAUCCUGGCGAUGAUGAUGAUGAUGAUGGUGGUGGUGGUGGUGGUGGUGACGGCCGUCAUGACGACUGUCGUGCUUCCACGGUCCAUUCCGCACAGCACCCCUCGUCCCCGACUGUGUUGUCGUUUCUAUCGUCAUCAUCGUCAUCAUCGGCAUUGCUCGCACCGUCGCUGUCGGUGUCAUUCCCGUCAUCAGCCGCGUCAUCGCACGCGCCACGCAACACGGCAAGCCGUCGUGAUGGAGAUGGUGGUGAUGGUGAUGGUGGUGGUGAUGGGUGCACCGUCCAUACCCGAAGCAACGCUGGCAGCAACAACGGAGAUGAUGGCAAUGACAUCAGGAGCGACAGUCACGACAGUCAUGAGACGUCGACCAGCGCAAUCUCUGUGGAGGUGUGGGGACCCAACACCAACCACGGUGGCGGUGGCCGUGUCGCGGACACCAAUGUUGCAGACAGAAGUGCUGGUGAAUGUGGUGUUCACGAGCACAGCAAGAGCAACGGGGGAGACAGCAGCCUCAUGCGUGGCACAGGCGAUGACAGUGUGCUCUCGAGGCGGCGGCAGCAGAGCGAGCAUGGCACGGCUGCCGGGUGGAUGGCCAUGGCUUCCACGCCAAACGCAUCGCCCCACAAGCGGGCAUAUGCUCUCCUCUCGCCACACACACGCGCUCGCCACCAACUUCACCCCCAACAGCAUGAUCACCACCACCACCACCACCAGGCUGGUGAGAAUGCUGUGCAUGUGCGUGGUGAUGUGCGAGUGCGCGUGGAAACCGGUGCUGAUCGUGGCAACACGACGUGGCCAUCACUACUGCCCGAUCUCCGCCAUGGCGACGAUGGUGGUGUUGGUCGCGAUGGUCGUGGUGGUGGUGAUGGGUGGCCUCACGUGCGUGGCGGCAACCUCGACACGACGCUCCCGGCAUACAUUGCGUCGACACAUACACAACCGGCGAUAGCGGUGCGUGGGACCUCAGCAGCGAUGACAGCACGUGUUGCCCAGCACUACCGACAACAACAUCAACAACAUCAACAACAACAACAACAGCAGCAGCAGCAGCAGCAGCGCCGGCAAGGUAUUGCUGAUGCUGCCAACGUGGACGCUGGGUUGCGUGUGCUUCACACAGCCGUGUUGUCACCGCAGCAGCAGCCACGACACACGCGCUGUGCGACUGCCACCACCCCAAGCAACGCUGUUUGCACAGGAACACCGAAGAAGCUCCACAUGUAUGUGGAUGCGCAUCUCAGGAGCGGAUAUGUUAAUGGUGAUGCUGAUGCUGAUGAUGGAACGUAUCAAGCACGCCCCGCGCACCAAACACCUGACACCCCGCCACAACAACAACAGCAGCAGCAGCAGCAGCGGUCGGCCAAGGCAAACAGGACACCGCUUGCCCAUCACACCAACACGCAGAUGGCUGUUCGAUCCGGUGUAAGCCCCACAUUCGGCAACGGCAAGGGAGCACGCGCUGCGCUGGGGGUCAUGCCGCCAUCCUUACCGUCCGUGCACCACCUUGACCAACGCCACAUUCACCGUGGCAGGGGUGGUGAUGGUGAUGCUGGUGGUGGGAAACACCACACGCCGCAACACUGGCCGCUGCAACCUGAGUCUUUGUCGCACUAUUUCCAGGAGAGGGACAGCAGCGUUGUGGGUGUUGGUGUGGAACGUGCUUACACCGCCCACGACUCGCCACACGCAUGGACCCCACCGAAGACGGGAGCACCAAUGUCUUCCGCAACGGAUGCAACAACCAUGACGACGGCGGUGGGAACAUGCGUGCCAGGCACACGUGUGACUGCUGAAGCGGCCGUGCGAGCCAUGCAGCGGGCAGCCACAACAAUGGCAACCGCCAUGACUGGUCAUGGAUACGAUGAUGCUGAUGAUGAUGGCACCCCUCGUCAUGGCUGGUGA
Molecule: messenger RNA, 4940 nt
Organism: Salpingoeca rosetta
Lineage: Eukaryota; Choanoflagellata; Craspedida; Salpingoecidae
Product: NEK protein kinase
Exons: 10
Coding region: 99-4940 (1613 amino acids)
Biological process (GO): protein phosphorylation
Molecular function (GO): ATP binding; protein kinase activity
Source: RefSeq, a predicted model, not a curated record